Exaiptasia diaphana is the source of this 2650-nucleotide messenger RNA. RefSeq names its product short-chain collagen C4. The transcript has 5 exons. NCBI's taxonomy places the organism in Eukaryota, Metazoa, Cnidaria, Anthozoa, Actiniaria, Aiptasiidae. The record is from RefSeq and is a predicted model, not a curated record. Bases 372 to 1682 code for a protein of 436 amino acids.
GCRAUUGGUUGCCAAGGCUUAGCACGGGCUCGAUACACAACACGUACCAAUGCCAAAUAAAUUAUACGUGAGCUAAUAAAUAAUUUAUCCGUGGGUUAAAAUGCUAUACGGGGCUGUUACCGGACCCUGUGCGAUACAUUUACGACCCUUAAUCCCCCAUCAUUACGUUGACAACAUGUCAGUAGGCUCGUAAGAGUUCGCUCUCUUGAAGGCACAGACCGCAUACUUAGAUUACGACUUCAUCUAGUGGUCGACAAUAUCUUGAAUAUCUGCUCUUCGUCGCCACGUUAGCCUGCCUGAUCAAAAAUAGCUUCUCAAAUGCCUUGAAAACGAACGAWAAGACGUGAAUAACCCCGAGGGAAGCUGUGAGGAUGAGAAGCUGGUUGUGGCGGCUGGUCCAGACGGUAGUUUUUACUUGCUAUAUCGCUACACAGUUUGUUAUGUACUCAAGCAUGUCAUGGCGUCUCAAUGACGCUCUGCUGAGAAUAGAGACCCUAGAACGACUUCUGAGCUCGCGUGGAAUCAAAGGAAACGUUUUYCGUACAACAUCUGUCUUUAAGGAAAACUCUGUGUUGGAGGACAACCKAGAAACMAAUCGAGCUCACGAACAUGUACGGCUAAGGAGAAAUAUUGAGAGCCCUGACACGGACAUUGCUUCGCUUUUGGACCGUUUAGAGAACGUGGAAAAGAGUUUUCUCAACAGCACAAGUGUAUCAAAAAGCUCAUACUGCUUGCAGGGUCCWCCCGGUCUUCAAGGUCUACCUGGACGGGAUGGAUUACGGGGGAAUACCGGAGAACCUGGACAACGAGGCCCACSUGGAAUCCCUGGGAGAGACGGUAGGCCUGGCUCUAAUGGUCGRGAUGGAUUCCCAGGAAGAGAUGGGGUUCCAGGCAGAGACGGUCCAGUAGGUCAGCCUGGCGUCCCGGGUAGAAAUGGUGCCCCUGGAKCAAGAGGUGAAAAAGGUGACCAAGGGCUUCCAGGACCUCCUGGGAUUAAGGGCCGUAGAGGUAAAAGAGGACCAAUGGGCCCGCCAGGAUUUGUUCCCAUGGUACCAUCUGUAUCCCCAUCAAUGAGAGUAACUCCUACACAUACCGGUCAAAAACCACGAUUGAAGGGAGGCGUUGUGUAUACGAGGUGGGGAGCGAGAAAUUGCCUUGGAAGAGGGUCAUCCUUAGUUUAUGAAGGUCACGUUGCUGGUUCAUCGUCMGUCGAGUCAGGUAGRGGMUCGAACUACCUGUGUAUGCCUUCUAAUCCUCUUUACGCAAGACCAGGAUCCAGUAACAACGAACGUGGUAAUUUGUACGGUGUYCAAUAUGGCAAUAUAGACGACAUCUUCACAAGGGUACCAUGGUUACCGAGGAACAUGAAAUACCAUGGAAUACCAUGCGCUGUCUGUAAAACUGUCUCAAGACCCUCAAGAAUAAUGAUCCCUGCUCGGAAUGUGUGUCCAGGUAAAAUAUGGACCAGGGAAUAUCAUGGGUACUUAAUGGCGUCGGGACAAAACAGCACCAAGUCCGAGUACAUUUGUGUWGACGCUGAUGCUCAAAUCAUACACCAUGAUAGUAAACAGAGGACUCAUUGGAAGUCCCUACUCACUGCUGUGAGGGGCUCGUGUGGGACGCUACCAUGUCCGCCUUAUAAACAAAACUGGGAUCUGACAUGCGCAGUAUGUACUGCAUGAAAAUAUUGUCACGUGAUAUGGCGUCCAAAGAAUAGAACGAGAUCGCUUCACAUCUUCACCUCACGUGACUUGGUGCCUCAAAAACUCAAAAAGACCUGCCUUCGCCAUGUAUGCUAUUUCAAUGAAUUGCCACGUGGUAUAACACGUGACUUAGCGCRCCGUUAAGAUUUGAUACUUCUCAGUUAGAGAUCAGAAGGCUUGUUACUCAACGCUGCGCAUGACCGAGACGCUACUGAUUCGUAUAAAGAUCAUUUACGUAAUUGAUGGCACCUUUGUUACGUGUACGUAAUUAUGCAGUUUAAACAAAAAAUCCAUUAUGGRUACAGCUACAAUUCAAGAUUAAUAUAUAUUGACUUGAUAAAUGAUAAUAUGUAAWUCACGCGAAGAAUCGUACGUAUUCUUGCGUUUCGCGCUGCUACGCAAAUGACUUAACGUUGGUGUUSUGUUAURUCAUGUUACGUAAAAGCGUAUGCCAAUGUGAUAACACUAGAGUGAGUUACGUUGGCAAUAAUACUGUAACAUCUUUAGGGAAAACACUUAUAUUACACCGUAAAAGAUUCGUAAGGUCACUGGAAAAAAUCGCGCGCUUUAAAGGUUGUAAAUUUGAUGUAAAUAUGAUGUAAGUGUCCAAAAUUCWGUAAAUUUGAUGUAAAUGAUUUCCAUUAAAUUUACAGAAUUUUGGACACUUACAUCAUAUUUWCAUCAAAUUUACAACCUUUAAAGCGCGCGAUCUUUUCCAGUGGGUACGUCUACACGGAAACGCACGACAAAAAUAUCAGRGUUCCGUUCCGUUUUUAUUGUAUUAGAUUGAGUAUUGAAUAAUUCUACAAUGUAUAUAAACUUAGAGGAAUUGUUAAAAAACAUGAAAAGAUAACACUAAUCUUGAAAAUAACAUCUUAACAAAAAAAUAGACUUUAUGGAAGGUUCUCAGAGUGAUCGAACUUAAUUAAACCGUGCAACUCUACAAA